GCGCAGACCGUCGGGCGAUACGAGCGAUACACCGCGGUCGGUUAUUAUUGGGUUUACACGCGAACUCGCCAACACACACACGCACGACUACGCGCGAACGUAUUGCACACGCUCUGCGUCGAUCAUCACUGCUCACCCGUCACGUGGUCGGAAAAACGACGGAAAUCCACACCUAUUGUACACCCACAAUAAUACACUAUUAUAUUAUCUAUAUUUCCGCGAUAAUAAACAUAAACUGUAAUCUACGAACAAUAAUAUUUUGUUUAAUAAUAUAAUAUCGGCAUUGCGAUGUUGCCGCUCGUCCAGAAAUCUACGAUAAUGGGUUACGGAUAACACAUACAGUGAUAUAUAGUUAUUGUUAUACCGACACGACGAGUUUUGAAAAAAAACUGCAUAUAAAUACCUUGUUUAAAAAUCGCACGUGUUCCCGUCCGGAUCGCGGCCUAUUACACAGGUUCCUGCCUGCGGUUGCACGCUCUACGCCCACGCCGUUAACCGUAUAGAAUAACGCGUCGUCGCGUGCGACUGCAUUGCCGCAAAUGGUAUGAUGACCAUGAUGUAUGGAUCGGAGAAAAUGAUGGCCGGCAAACCGCCGUUGCCCAUCACAGCCACCGGACCGUGUUUUCCCGGCCGUUAUUCGCCGACGUACCGGAAUUCCGCGGACCCGAUGCGCAGAUGUAUGGCCAACCCGUCGGGUGACUUAUUUGGUGGUCUCAAUGACGGUCUACUCAGUAGAGCUGAAGUGCUUGCCGCUGUGGAUAUGGGAAAACACCACCAUCAUCACAAUCAUCAAUCACCGGGACCUGGUAAUGGCAACGGUGGAGGCCAAGGCAAUGGAUCAUUGGGGCCUGGAUCCACUGGAUCACCUGGACCGCUCUCUCAGCUCAAGCACGACGUUAUGUCGUCAUACCACCACCAUCAUGGAAUGUCCGGUGGACACUCAGGUAGCCAAUCCAACCACCGAGGUCACCAGAUGCACCCCGGUAUGGAGGGCCUCGACCUCCUGGAACCAAUAUCGUCGUCAACCAUGACCACUCUGACGCCGAUGUCGGACGGGUCUGGCCACGGUCCGCUCCAUCCUGGCGUCUACGGCGCGGGCAUGAUGACCGGCCACCAUCACCACCACUCACACUCGGGCGCCGGCCCGAACGGCCACCCGCAUCACCACCAUCACCACCAUCAUCAUCAUGCGGCGGCGGCGGCUGCUGCGGCGGCCGCGGCGGCUGGCAUGAUCGGCGCGGGCGGUGGUGCGGGCCUCCAGCACCCCGACACCGACACGGAUCCCCGCGAGCUAGAGGCGUUCGCCGAACGGUUCAAGCAGCGGCGGAUCAAGCUGGGCGUGACGCAGGCCGACGUCGGCAAGGCGCUGGCCAACCUCAAGCUACCGGGCGUCGGCGCCCUGUCCCAGAGCACCAUAUGCCGAUUCGAGUCGCUGACGCUGUCGCACAACAACAUGAUCGCGCUCAAGCCCAUCCUGCAGGCCUGGCUGGAAGAGGCGGAAGCGCAGGCCAAGAACAAGCGCCGCGAUCCGGACGCGCCGAGCGUGCUUCCGGCCGGCGAGAAGAAGCGAAAGCGCACGUCGAUCGCGGCGCCCGAGAAACGUUCGCUGGAAGCGUACUUCGCCGUGCAGCCGCGGCCGUCGGGCGAGAAGAUCGCGGCCAUAGCGGAAAAGCUCGACCUGAAAAAGAACGUGGUCAGAGUGUGGUUCUGCAACCAGAGGCAAAAGCAAAAGCGCAUGAAGUUUGCGGCCCAACACUGAUGACGGGAUCCCGCGCUGCCGCUGCCAUCCGUCACCACACUUGAAUCCCUUCCUAAGACACGUGCUCAUUUUAGUCGCAUUAACCGGAAAUAAUCAUUUCUAUAUAAAAAAAAAAAAAAUAAUAAUAUACGUUAUUAUUAUUAUUAUUAUUAUUAUUAUUAAUAACGUAUAUUAUUAAUAAUAAUAACAUAAAUUUAUUAUCGUCUAUAUAAAACAAUAGUUGUGUAUAUAAUUAAGAUAUAUAUUUAUGAUUUCGACGACCAAUUUGUCAGACAUCACGGGGUGACAUAUCGAUUUGGGCGAAUCACCCAAGUAGAUCCGAGUAGAUCAUACACAUCAUUUAGCGAAUUUAUUUUUAUCUCUAUUGUACAUACCUGUUUAAAGUCAAGUAGGUAUUACUUUUUGAGAUAAACAAUAUUUUGAUUUAUAAGCUGAGAAAUUAUAUGAUGAUAAUGACGUGUUCAGCUCAUCUUAGAUUGUUACGUUAAUUCCAAAAAUGGGAAAGAAAGCGUACUGAACAUACUAGGUGCCAUAUAAAUUUUGCCCAAACGAUAUGGGGAUUUUUAGGUCAUUUUCCUUAAAUGAAAACUGCCCUAAACACAUGCAUCUCUCUGUCUCUUUCUGUCUUUCUGUAAAAGCUUCAGACGGUUUUGGUUCAACUUUCUCUCUCUCUCUCUUUAUGUUGUGCGUUUUGUUUUAUAAAACGCCCACGGUAGUUCCAUAUUAAUCAUAUAUAAAUAUAAUUAUUAUAUGUUAGGAAAUCUAAUGUACAAAUUUGUAUCUGCUUCUCGUGUACGAUAUAAGUGCCACUUAUUAUAAUAUAUGUUCCUAAAAACACAAUAAUCCAUACAAGUGUGAUCAUGCGACUUAUAGUUGAUAUAUGUUGGUAUUUAUGAUAAAUUUAAAACCAAAGUCUCUGUUUCGGAUGCAUACACGCACGUAUUUUUUAAUCAGCGUUAUUUUCUAAAAAUUUAAUAUUUAACGCAUAUAUAAAUAGGUACCUCUCCAGUCAAGUAUCUUGUUCCGUGGCAAACAAUUGUAUAGUUUAAAUCAGAUCAGCAACAAACAAUUACAUUUAAAGCCAAUAAAUAUAUGUAACUGCUUACUCGUAUAGGCAGAUACAAAGAGACAUAUUAUAAGUAGUACGUACUACUACAUAAUAAAUUUACAACACAUUUUAAUUACAUUGAUAUUUUAGAUCUAAAAUAUUACACGAUACGAUGUUUAUUGAAACA
This is a messenger RNA of Rhopalosiphum maidis (corn leaf aphid), 2994 nucleotides long. RefSeq names its product inhibitory POU protein (gene acj6). Bases 545 to 1759 code for a protein of 404 amino acids. Gene Ontology annotation, biological process: regulation of transcription by RNA polymerase II. Gene Ontology annotation, molecular function: DNA-binding transcription factor activity, RNA polymerase II-specific; RNA polymerase II cis-regulatory region sequence-specific DNA binding. The record is from RefSeq and is a predicted model, not a curated record. The transcript has 3 exons. Lineage: Eukaryota; Metazoa; Arthropoda; Insecta; Hemiptera; Aphididae.